Corticium candelabrum is the source of this 1266-nucleotide messenger RNA. RefSeq lists its product as uncharacterized. The transcript is spliced from 5 exons. NCBI's taxonomy places the organism in Eukaryota, Metazoa, Porifera, Homoscleromorpha, Homosclerophorida, Plakinidae. The record is from RefSeq and is a predicted model, not a curated record. The coding region runs from base 50 to 1093 and encodes 347 amino acids.
GUUUGAGUCCAUUCUGCAAAUUUUGCAUUUAUUCGACAUCAUCUGUCCUAUGAUCACAUCACCAGAGAUGCUGAAGGCUGACGUGAAGGUUGGACAGUCAUUCUUUGUUCCUUGCGUGCUGGAACAGAGAUAUGAUAACAAGUUGGCAUGGAAACAGAUGAUCAUCUCCACUUCCUGUCCUCCAUCUCUCAUCUUUCGUCCCGAAGGAUUUGAUGUGACUCCCGAGCCGAUCUACUUUCGCCUGGUGUCUCGUUGUGCCAGUGAAUAUGCCCAUCGUCCCAUACUGAAACGAGGUCAUGCUGUCUUCCACGUGAAUGAUGAUCUUGAGCUCGAUCUGGAACUGGUUUAUCAUAAACUGCGUUACAUUAUUGCUACCGUGUACUCUCCAGAUGAUGAAAUUUCUACGAAUGAGCUGAAACAACAUUGUAGCAUUACUCGUCAGUUUCUUAUUCGUCAGCUAAAUGAGGUCAAGAAAAGAGGAUUAGAUGGCAUCAAAUUUACUGUUUGUGUUAAUCCUCCACCAGCUGAAGCCGAAGUAGCUGAUUUAAUAGAUGACGAUUGUCUGGUGUGCAUUGAUGAUUAUCCACAGAAAAAAAGUUUGAUAAACCAGAAGAAUGAGCGUGUGUCACGAAGGCAGUUUCCUGCUUUGGAUCUCUGGUUUAAUGAUGCAGGGAAAGUCUCUGAUGGUGCAAUUGGAUGCUAUGCAAGACAACAAGAUGAGCCACAGACAAAUGUUGGAAAUGGAGAUGAUGAACAGCAGGACAUCAAAGAACCGCUAAGGAAGAAAAGAAAAUUGAUCGUAAAGGAAGUAUCAGGACACUCACCUGAUCUUGAUACAGUGAGAGAUGCUGUUGUUAAACAUGGCUGUACUCAGUGGUAUGAGAUUGGACUCAAAUUGGGACUAAAUGGCAAUGAGAUCAUAGAUAAAACUCAUACAAUACCUACUUCCACUGGCAAGUUGUUGGCUGUCAUUGAGGCAAAAAGGAUCAUGAAAGAUGGAAAAGUGAAAACAGCAGAGGACUUGUUGAGGGCAUUUUAUUUCAUAUGCACACCAAUUGGCAAAGAAGUCGAAGACGAAUUGAAGAAAGAUUGAGAAAGGUAAGCAAGUACCAACAGGAGACAAUGAUGGAAGUGAACACUAGUGCAGUAGUAUUGUUGAUAUCGCUAUGGUAUAUUGGACAUUUACAUUUAUCAAAAGAAAAAAUUGUAAAUAGACAAUAUUUCUGUUGCAUUUUUGAUGAAAUACAAUUGAUUGUUUGAAUGGUA